CUUUGCAGCCCCAGAUACUUGAGAGAUUCGUACCAGCUAAUAGCAAACAUCACAUGUUCGUCGGGCACCACCGGACUUCCGAAGGGUGUCUGUUACUCGCACGCUCAGACAAUCGCCGGUUUUUGUAAAGUAGCAAAUCUCGAUGACGGAAUCUGCCUUAGUUUCAGCACCCUCUACUGGGGUACUGGAGUCUACCUGCUCAACAUGGCCGUCAUGAACAAUUCGACCCGUCUCGUCACCCGCCAGCCGUUCUCGGUGAAUCUGUUCUUCGAGCUGAUCCGGAUGUACCCAAUCAAAUUCCUGUACACUCCGGCGUCGCACGCCGCAGCCAUCGCAGGUGACCCGCGGGUCAAACAAACCGAUAUGAGCAGUAUUAAAAUUUGGGCCCUCGGGGCAUCGAGUGUGUCCGAGAGUAUCCGGGACGCGGUAGAUGACCUACUCAAACUCACCGGCGGGCGGUCUUACAAUUUCUACGGCACCUCGGAGAGCGGUUUUCUGGCGGCAGAUUUUUUCCGUAGGAAACCGAACGCAGUGGGGAAAGUUGGAACGAAUAUGCAGGUGCGCAUACUGGACGAAGCUGGGGAACCUCUAGGAGUCGGCGAGCAGGGCGAGGUGGUCGUCAAGUCGGUUGGGAUUCCAUUUUUGGGCUACUACAAAAACGAACAAGCGACACGGGAAGCACUCGACAAGGAAGGCUGGUUUCUGACGGGCGACAUUGGGUACUUCGACGAGGAGGGGUAUCUCUAUUUGGUGGAUCGGAAAAAAGACAUCCUCAAGUAUAUGGGCAAUCAGGUAUCACCCUCGGAGGUGGAAGCGGUCAUUGCACUUAUGGAGGGAGUAUUGCACGUUUGCGUAACCGGAGUACCUAAUGAUGACCAAACAUCGGAUCUCGUGACGGCAGUGAUACAGAGAAAUCCUCUGUUCGAUCUGACUAAAGCGCAGGUGAUAAAUCACGUCGCCGGUCGACUUAGUGAACCGAAGCAUUUGCGAGGUGGCGUGUUUUUCAUCGAUGAGUUUCCAAUGACAUCCAACGGGAAGAUACUUCGAAGAAAAGUGCGGCAAAUGCUUCUGGAUGGGGUUAUUCAAUAA
Messenger RNA from Toxorhynchites rutilus septentrionalis, 1089 nucleotides. Its product is annotated as probable 4-coumarate--CoA ligase 3. Gene Ontology annotation, biological process: long-chain fatty acid metabolic process; fatty-acyl-CoA biosynthetic process. Lineage: Eukaryota; Metazoa; Arthropoda; Insecta; Diptera; Culicidae. The transcript has 3 exons. The record is from RefSeq and is a predicted model, not a curated record. The annotation marks the transcript as partial. Gene Ontology annotation, molecular function: long-chain fatty acid-CoA ligase activity.